Molecule: messenger RNA, 3666 nt
Organism: Penicillium riverlandense
Lineage: Eukaryota; Fungi; Ascomycota; Eurotiomycetes; Eurotiales; Aspergillaceae
Product: DNA-directed RNA polymerase III core subunit RET1
Exons: 3
Coding region: 1-3666 (1221 amino acids)
Biological process (GO): DNA-templated transcription
Cellular component (GO): RNA polymerase III complex
Molecular function (GO): ribonucleoside binding; DNA binding; DNA-directed RNA polymerase activity
Source: RefSeq, a predicted model, not a curated record
AUGCCGCCUCGCAGGCGGCCGCAGCCCUCCGCGGCUAGCAACAUCCGAUCUACUCGGCCUGCAACGGAGUCUGCGGAUCAGCCCACAACCGCCGCUGCAAAGCGGAAGCGCUCUUCAGUGUCCAAGAAAACCUCUGACUCAACCCGACCGACCGAGUCAGGCCCAGCCGAGCAUGGUAGUGGCCAAUCGCAUGAGCACUCGUCUCCAAACUAUCAGCACAGAGAUCCCUUCGAUGCGCUUCUCGAGCCCUUUUACUAUAACAAAUCGCUGACCGAUCCCAUCGAUACGGCCAAGGAUAAAUGGAAUCUCCUGCCCGCCUUCCUCAAAGUCAAAGGCUUGGUGAAACAGCACAUUGACUCCUAUAACUACUUUGUCGAGGUGCAGUUGAAGAAGAUUGUCGAGUCGAGCUCGAUGAUUCGAAGCGAUGUGGAUCAUAACUUUUACAUCAAGUUCACCGACAUCUACGUUGGAUCGCCCCGGCGCGCCGAUGAGCAGUCCGACGCCGGGUUCCACUUUGAAUCAAAUGUGACGCCGCAGGAAUGCAGACUUCGGGACACCACCUAUGCCGCGCCGAUCUAUGUCGACUUUGAGUACGUGCGUGGGCGUCAACGGGUCAUUCGGCGAGGUGUCUCCAUUGGCAGGAUGCCCGUCAUGCUUCGCAGCUCCAAGUGUGUGCUGACGAACAAAUCUCCCACGGAGAUGAGCAACCUCAACGAAUGCCCACUCGAUCCUGGUGGUUAUUUCAUCGUCAACGGGACGGAAAAGGUCAUUCUUGUUCAGGAGCAGUUGAGCAAGAAUCGAAUCAUUGUAGAGACGGAUCCGAAGAAAGAAAUUGUGCAGGCAUCCGUGACGAGUUCUUCCAACGAGCGAAAGUCGAAGAGUUAUAUCAUCCUCAAGAAGGAUAGGCUGCACGUGAAACAUAACGUGCUCAGCGAAGACAUCCCCAUUGUUGUCUUGCUCAAGGCCAUGGGCGUUCACACGGAUCAGGAGAUUUUGCUUCUGGUCACCGGCACCGACGAGCUAUACCAAGAUGAUUUUGCGAUCAACUUCGAGGAGGCCCAUAACAUUGGCGUCUACACUCAGCAACAGGCCCUUGAAUGGAUCGGGUCGCGCAUCAAAAUCAACCGGAAGCAAAUGGCCUACCGCCGAACUCAUGUUCAAGAGGCAGUGGAAGCCAUUGCCUCUGUCAUCAUCUCGCACAUCGAAGUCAAGGACAUGAACUUCCGACCCAAGGCCAUUUACGUUGCACACAUGGCCCGCCGUGUGCUGAUGGCCAAGAACGAUCCCACGCUGGUGGAUGAUCGUGAUUACCUCGGAAACAAGCGACUGGAAUUGGCGGGCCAGCUCUUGGCGUUGCUAUUUGAAGACAUGUUCAAAAAGUUUUGCUUCGAUAUCAAAAUGAACAUCGACAAGGUUUUGAACAAACGAAAUCGCGCCGAGCAGUUUGACGCGUGGAGCGUUGUGAGCAUGCAUGGCAACCAUAUCACCCAUGGCAUGAACCGUGCCAUCUCGACCGGCAACUGGAGCCUGAAGCGAUUCCGCAUGGAGCGUGCGGGAGUCACUCACGUUCUCAGUCGGCUGAGCUAUAUCGCUGCUCUGGGUAUGAUGACCCGUAUCAGCAGUCAGUUCGAGAAGACGCGUAAGGUCAGUGGUCCUCGUGCCUUGCAGCCGUCACAAUUCGGCAUGCUUUGCCCCGCCGAUACCCCCGAAGGAGAGGCGUGCGGUCUGGUCAAGAACUUGGCCCUCAUGACACACAUCACCACCAACGACGAAGAGGGUCCCGUGCGGAACUUGAUCUUCAUUCUGGGCGCGGAAGACAUCUCGACCCUGAGCGGAAAGCAAAUCUAUGGUCCUGGCGCCUACACCAUCUCCAUCAACGGUACACCGACCGCUCUGACCCGACGCCCAAAGCAUUUUCUCAACUCUUUCCGCAAGCUCCGACGAAUGGGCCGGAUCUCGGAGUUCGUGAGCAUCUUUAUCAACCACCACCAGCGCGCUGUUCAUAUUGCAACCGACGAUGGGCGUAUCUGCAGACCGCUGAUCGUGGCGGAGAAUGGCAAAUCUUGUGUCCGUGCUCACCAUCUGAAGAAACUCCGCGAUGGGACGAUGUCUUUUGAUGAUUUCCUUGCUCAAGGACUGGUUGAGUACCUUGAUGUCAACGAGGAGAAUGAUUCCUACAUCGCCAUCUACGAGAAGGACGUCAACGAGGCCACAACCCACCUCGAGAUCGAGCCGUUCACCAUGCUGGGCGCUGUCGCUGGUCUCAUCCCCUACCCCCACCACAACCAGUCUCCUCGAAAUACCUACCAAUGCGCUAUGGGUAAACAAGCCAUCGGUGCCAUUGCCUCCAACCAGUUCCAGCGGAUCGACUCCAUCCUCUACCUCAUGGUGUACCCACAGAAGCCGAUGGUCAAGUCACGGACUAUCGAACUGGUCAAAUACGAUCAACUUCCUGCCGGCCAGAAUGCAACCGUCGCUGUCAUGAGUUACUCAGGCUACGAUAUCGAGGAUGCUUUGGUGCUGAACAAGGGGUCCGUCGACCGUGGGUUUGGCCGAUGCCAGGUCUUCCGGAAAUACGUGACCAACCUGAAGAGCUAUCCCAACGGCACCAAGGAUGCGCUUAAUCCACCAGAGUACGACGGCGAUACCCCUAUUGCCAAACACCUGCUCCUGGAGGGCGACGGUUUGGCUGCUGUCGGUGAGAAGGUGAAUGCCGGCGAGGUGUACAUCAACAAAGUCACGCCCGACACGGCGCACACGACCGGCAUCACCGGUUCGGACGUCGGGAGAGCACCCAAACUUCUCCCCCAGCCGAUGACUUAUAAACUCCCGGACCCGGCGUACAUUGACAAAGUCAUGCGGUCCGUCACCGAAGGAGAAAACGAACUCAUCAAGGUUCUCACUCGGCAGACCCGCCGCCCGGAAGUCGGCGACAAGUUCUCCUCCCGCCACGGUCAAAAGGGUGUGGUGGGCAUCAUCGCCGACCAAGCCGACAUGCCCUUCACCGACGAAGGCAUCAACCCGGACAUCAUCAUGAACCCGCAUGGUUUCCCGUCCCGCAUGACAGUCGGCAAGAUGCUGGAGCUUGUGGCCGGCAAAGCAGGCGUGCUUUCGGGACAACACGGCUACGGCACCUGCUUCGGCGGCAGCCCUGUCGAAGAGAUGUCCCAGAUCCUGAUCGACCACGGCUUCAGCUACGGCGGAAAGGACUACCUCACCUCAGGUAUCACGGGCGAGCCACUGCCUUUUUACGUGUUUACCGGGCCCAUUUACUACCAGAAGCUCAAGCACAUGGUCCAAGAUAAGAUGCACUCGCGUGCGCGUGGACCACGCGCCCUCCUAACCCGCCAGCCUACCGAGGGUCGUUCGCGCGAUGGCGGUCUCCGUCUCGGUGAGAUGGAGCGCGACUGUUUGAUUGCCUACGGAACCAGCCAGCUGCUGCUUGAGCGGCUUAUGAUCUCGUCGGAUCGCCACGAGGUGGAUGUCUGCGAGAAGUGCGGCUUCAUGGGUUACUUGAACUGGUGUUCCCGCUGCAAGUCGUCUCGCUCCGUGGUCAAGAUGGCUAUCCCCUACGCUGCCAAGCUGCUUAUCCAGGAGCUUAUGAGUAUGAACGUUACUGCUCGUCUGAAAUUGGAGGAUGAGUUCCCGGAGAUGAAGGGUCGGUAG